Bipolaris sorokiniana ND90Pr is the source of this 2544-nucleotide messenger RNA. RefSeq lists its product as uncharacterized. The record is from RefSeq and is a predicted model, not a curated record. Bases 1 to 2544 code for a protein of 847 amino acids. The transcript has a single exon. Lineage: Eukaryota; Fungi; Ascomycota; Dothideomycetes; Pleosporales; Pleosporaceae.
AUGCAAGACCCUCAAACCGGUCUGCCGUGUCGUCGUAUCUACCAUGCUCUCAACACUAUGCACAGACAUUGCCGGAAUGUGCAUGGCUGGAUUAAUCCUAGAAGCCAACAUAAACCUAGAAGAGUAGGAAGACCGACAGGUAGCGAGACGGUGCAUUUUGCCAAAGUAAGCUGCCAGGCGUUCUUUACGCAGAAGACAUAUCGAGUCUUGUUUCAAGUCCUAGACACACCUAGCGCUGAACUCGUGAACAGCGUACCUACGCUUGAUACAACUCCGGGUAGAGAAGCAGACUGUUGGGAUCAAAUAGAGAGACAGCUUACAGCUAUCGAGCAAAAAGAGGCUAGAGACGCUCCAGCAACAGGAUUCGGUAUAGAGCCUCUAGGGGCGUAUCCUCUGAGCCUCGUACCAUGGCUUGAGGUGACCCGAUGGCACCAAUAUCUUCACGGCCACCGCCUGCAGGACGUCGCGCAGCUCAUCCACCUCCCAACGCAUACAACUAUCGAAAACAGUGAUCGCCAAUUGCUUGCGCUUAUCGAUAUUUUUGACAAGCUUGUUGAUGAAGCUCGCACUGCCAUCCUCGCUGAUGAGGCAAGCGUGUUCGACCAGCAUCGGGUAAACAGUUUUAUUCGCGGUCGGCAGUACCAUCGGCCACUUCUCGUCAAGCUGCAGGAAGGGACGUACAAGCGAUACAAGAAAGUCUGGAUGCAGCUGCUCUGUUUUGUUUCCCGCGCCGUGCUGCUGCGACAGGCUUCUUUCCUCCACUAUGUCGUCACCGAUGCGCAGUCAACGGCGCUAGAUCGGCUAUUCGCUGCCCUCCAGAACACCCAUGAAAGGGAGGGUAGAGAAAGAGAGUCUCAAUUGCAUCAGGACCUAUGCCUGGAGUUAUGUAUCUCGCUGCUAGAUCAUUGUCUGAAAGGAAACGUCUACGACAGCCUUGUCGUUGGCUUUCUCGCUAUCCUUGGCAUUGACGUUAAAACUAGCGGCUUCCGGGACCCAGUCUCGUAUACACCCGAUCUUUCAGCAUUCGUUAAGCUGGCCCAAAUUCUAGUUUUACAGAAGGGAAUACGUUCUGCUAACACUGGACUGAUUGACUUCCCAGCCGACCUAAUCGAUGAGAUGCAAGACCGAUUCAUGGUAUAUGGGAGCCGAUCUCCAAUGAACUGGAUACUCAAGAUCCGCUCGUAUGGCUGCAAAGUCCGGGAUAACACGACUGCCUUGGGACAUAUCAUAUGGACGGACGACGGUGAACAUCUGUCUUACAAGAACUUCGAGUUGUCUAUGACUGCGCUCCGUUGGUUCAUGCGUGACCAGGUUGAGCUGGCUCAGAAGCAACUCCACGAUCUGCUGCUGCUACCGCCCGACAGAGACGCAGAAAGCAGGGCAGACACCGUUCCCCCAGUGCGCUUACGAGAGCUAAAAGAUGACCCAACUGUCAACACCCCAGACUGGAGUUUUUUUCUAGACAAGCGUAACGAGGAUCAGCUCGCUGGUCAUGAUCGCUGGCUCCUCCGCCGUAUUAGGGACCAUGGCUGGCUUAGAAAGCAGUUCUUGGAUGGCCCCCAUUCUACUACGUGGAAAAAGAAACGAGUGAAGAGCUAUCUUGAUGCGAUACAAACCUUCCUACAACGGCUUCUGCUCCUGGUUCAUAUGACAGGCGGACAGCCUGCUCGAGGGACAGAACUUCUUACACUUCAGUGGCGAAACUCGCAACACGGAAUUCGGCGAAACAUCUUUCUUGAGAAUGGCCUAGUUACGUUUGUGACUUCCUAUCACAAAGGCUAUAGCAUCACAGGAUCCACCAAGAUCAUCCACCGUUAUCUACCGCCUGAGGUUAGCGAGCUCCUUGUGUAUUACCUUUGGCUUGUGGUGCCCUUUGUUAGGCAACUAGAACGCCUUACACCGGACUCUGUACCUACGAGCACGACGUCUUCCCUUCUUUGGUCUCGCUCGAUAAUCGAUAAGUCUGGGCAUCGGCAGGACGUGCCUUGGCCAAGUAAGUGCCUUAGCGACGUACUAGCUAAAGAGUUCUCGCGACAUCUCUCUACACGUGCCAGCAUCAUUAUAUGGCGGCAUUCAGCUAUCGCUAUUACUCGGCGCCAUCUUGGACGAUUGGGAUUCAAACGAGACUACGAUGGCAAAGAAGAGAUAUUAAAUGUCGCAGACCACCAGGCUGCGCACAGCUCUAUGUUGGCAGGUCAGCUAUACGCUCGGGGGAUAGAGGAAGCACCAGGGCAUAUUGCACCAAUACGAGCGGAGUAUCGCGCUAUUAGUCGUGCAUGGCAUAGCUGCCUUGGGUUUGGAGUGUUUCUUGGCAGCCGUCCAACAACAUCAAUGCCUAGUAGUUGUUGUCAGCCACAGCUAGAAACACGUUCAAGUACUAUACCCGAUGACAUCGUUGUAGAGAAGUGCACUGGCACGAGAGAUACACUAAAGAGAAAGGAGAGAGAUGAUCAAGAUGAGCUAGAUCAAUGGUUUCAGCAUGGUGUUAGGUUUGGUAAAAGGGCUACACAGCGAAGGGUGAUAGAUAAGCAGAGUAGUGCAUAA